AUGGAAGGAUUUGGAUCUAUCUGGAAUAAGAACUCCUGGCACUGGGAGGAAAAGAACUACACCAAAAAGGCUACUGACUACUUGACAGAGAAGCUAGAGUCAGUCAAAGUGACUGCAUUCACACCCAAAGCAUCUGAAAUCAAGGUCACAUCCGUAAAGGAGUGUAAAGGAAGCGCAGUCAUCUCAAUCAGGAAGAAGAAGCAAGUCUACAUUUACGAGUUCGAAAUCGAAUGCGAGUGGGAAGCUGAAGAGAAAGAAGGUGACCAUGAAGCCAAAGGCAAGUUCAGGAUUCAAGAAUUCUACCAAGACGAUGACCCUGAAGACAUUGAAGUCAAUAUCACAGCUGAAAAAUCAGAUGAAUACCAUGAGGAAUGCCGCAAUGCAAUCAGACAAAAGGUCAAACCUGAACUAGUCAAGAUAGUCCAGAGCUUCCACGACCUCAUGCAGAAGAUCGAUUCGGAUGAAGCCAAGCUCAGAGCUGACGCAGAGAAGCGGAUGAAGGAAGAAGAAGAAAUGAAGAAAGCCCAAGAGGAAAAAGGACACGAAAAAGAUAAAAUCUUUAAAGAGCAAAAAGCCAAGGAAGAACAAAGAAAACUGGAAGAAGCUAAAAAUCUAGCGGCUGCAUCUGUAGAUGAGACUAACAAAGGCACUGGAUCAGUAUGGAACGCAGGCAGCUAUUUCUGGGAAGAAAAGAAUUACAAUAAGUGGUCACAAGACAAAAUUAAAGAACUUCUGUGAAAUUUCAAACAUACUGUUCCAGGAGGUAAACUUGAGGUAACUGACACCGAGAUUGAAGGAGAGGCUGGCAUCAGUAUCAGGAAAGGCAAGAAGAUAUACUCAUACGAUUUCGUAGUGACCCUCAAGUGGACUGUAACCCUGGGCGAAGGAGAUGAAGAAUCCAAAGUAACUGGUUCCUUCAAACUGCCAGAUGUCUCAAACGCAGUCUAUGAUGAUGACGAACCCUUCCACUUAGACAUAGAGUACAAGACAGGUAUUGAGAAGAGAGACGAGAUCAAUGACCAUCUUAGGAAGGAUGUGGCCAAUGCUAUUAGGAAAAACCUUGACAAGUAUGUGACAGAGUUUAAAAAUAUUGAUUUGAGUAAAUAA
Molecule: messenger RNA, 1107 nt
Organism: Moneuplotes crassus
Lineage: Eukaryota; Ciliophora; Spirotrichea; Euplotida; Euplotidae
Source: the annotation of a GenBank genome assembly